AUGAACGAAUUAUAUUCAUUGACGCAUACGCCUUGCGAAGUGGGGGAGGCGGAAUGGGUAUUAUUCUUCGAGGCCAUGCGAUAUGAUCUCGACAGGGAUGCCUUAUUCGAUGGUACUGCAAAGUGCGACUGGUCGCCCCUUCCUCUAGGUCCUGGAUAUGCGCAUGAAUUAGACCAUCAAAUGGAAUACUUCUCUGGCUCCGUCUCCCGUGCCACAUCGGAGUCGGCCACCUCGUCUAGCGAAUCUUCAAGUUCAUGCGAGCUCGAUGUCGCCGAAGGCCACUCUCCUAACUCAAUAAUCGCGAACGACAUGCAACCGGAUCCGCACGCAACUCGGGAGGAGUCGAAGGCGGGAGGCGCUUUUCAGAAUCAGCGGAGCCAGGCGCCAUCGCCAUGCAUACCCAGCCAUAUCAACGACAUACAGCAGAAAUAUGCGUACACGACAACGCGAAGUCCGAUAGCGGAAUAUGCUUCUCCAGAGCAGCCACGCCGGAGGCCAUCGCUUUGCAGACCGAGCUCUGUUCCCGAUGUCUGUGAGGUACCCCGCGCAACCAGCCACUCCUCGGCUUCCUCAUCCAGGGUUACGCUUGAGGACACACCAGCUCCGCCUAAGCCAAAGCGGAAGCCCGCAACCGAGAAGAUUACACCGAAAGGUGGAUGUGGCCCUUCAGCACUCGUGGCAUCUUCAUCGACCACGAAGCUCACAGACGCGCCCUCUCAGCGAGGGAAAAAGCGCCAAGCCGAUGAGAUCGAGGACCUUCUACCGGAGAAGGUAAAGAAGGCGAAGAAGGCAAAGACCGAGGAGAACACGACAGCCGUGAAAUUGGAGACGGAGGAGAGACGCAAUAUCACCACCCGUAUCGCCGUCGCUGUGUCCCAGCCGGAGUACGUGUGCAAAUGGUGCAACGUCAAGGACUGCCAGGAGAUCGAGGACCACAUCCGCGAUGUCACCUCCUGCAGGCCCAAGCUACAUGUGCAAUGCCAGUGGGGAGACUGCAAAGUGAUCGCCGCGGGCGCGAACUUCCGGAGGCAUGUCCUCGGUGUCCACUUGGGCGUGCUGAAAGAUACCUGUCGCAUUUGCGACAAACCCAUCGAACGCGACAUGUCGCGUCACAUGAAGAACGUGCACAACGUGCGCAAAGAGCGUAGGGGCUGCCAAUUUGAGGAUGAUGCACCGUACGUCGCUGUAUCUGCAUGA
Molecule: messenger RNA, 1197 nt
Organism: Sparassis crispa
Lineage: Eukaryota; Fungi; Basidiomycota; Agaricomycetes; Polyporales; Sparassidaceae
Exons: 9
Coding region: 1-1197 (398 amino acids)
Source: RefSeq, a predicted model, not a curated record